AGGCCCGCGUACCGCAAAAAAACAACAAAAAAAAGUGAACCAAUUAAACAAAAAUAACAAGUAGAUAAUUGUAAAAGUGUGUGUAAAACUUAGGCAAGAGGGCAUGGUGAAAUGGUAGGAGGAUACGGUAAAAACUUCUGAAGUUCAUACUUCAAUGAUUGGCAUUUUGGGUAACACUUCAGAAACUGAUAGCACGAAGGGGCUUCGUUUCUAAUUAAUUGCCUGAAGGCCUCCACCCCUACCCCACGGCACUAGCCUGUAAGCCUCAAGAUGGCCAGUCUCAGUGGGCUGAGCGUUAUGUCCUAGGAGCUAGUAGGUGCUCAGUAGAUAUUGGCUGAGUGAAAUGAGUAGGUGGAUGGAUAAAUGUAGCUCAGUUCCCUUGUUUUACAGGUGAGAAAACAGAUUUAGAGGACAAGGUGACUUACACAGGAGGACACAGUCAUUUAGUGGCAGAAUGGAGACUGUGGCCAGACCUCAGUUUCUAGGACCCAAGCCCUCUUCACUGACCAUGCAGCCUGUUAGGGUCCGAACAGAUCCACCGUCGGCACCCUGCUGUCAUCCCAGCUAGGGUGGAAAUUCUACGAUGCAGAUGACUAUCACCCAGAGGAAAAUCGGAUGAAGAUGGGAAAAGGGAUACCUCUGAAUGACCAGGACAGGAUUCCAUGGCUCUGCAACUUGCAUGACAUUUUACAAAGAGAUGUAGCCUCUGGACAGCAUGUAAUUCUUGCCUGUUCAGCUCUGAAGAAAGUAUACAGAGACAUCUUAAUACAAGGAAAAGAUGGUGCACCUCUGAAGUGUGAUGAGUCAGGAAAGGAAGAAAAGCUGGCUGAAGUGAAGCUUCUUGUGGUCCAUCUGACUGGGUCGUUCGAGGUCAUCUCUGGACGCUUACUCAAAAGAAAAGGGCAUUUUAUGUCCCCUGAGUUAUUGCAGUCCCAGUUUGAUACUUUGGAGCCCCCAUCAGCUCCAGAAAAUUUCAUUCAAAUCAGUGUGGACAAAAAUCUUUCAGAGAUAAUUGCUACAAUUAUAGAAACUCUAAAAUGAAGUGAGAAUCAUCUAUAUCAGUGGUCCAGAACACAACUGGGCAUAACUCUGUCUCCCAUCCCAAACCAUGUUCCAGUAUCCUUGUUGAUACUGUAUUCUAGAUUCUUCUUAAGGUGAAUAAACCAUAAUGUAUUGAGA
This is a messenger RNA of Aethalodelphis obliquidens (Pacific white-sided dolphin), 1179 nucleotides long. RefSeq names its product IDNK gluconokinase (gene IDNK). Gene Ontology annotation, cellular component: cytoplasm. NCBI's taxonomy places the organism in Eukaryota, Metazoa, Chordata, Mammalia, Artiodactyla, Delphinidae. The transcript has 5 exons. Gene Ontology annotation, molecular function: gluconokinase activity. The record is from RefSeq and is a predicted model, not a curated record. The coding region runs from base 616 to 1041 and encodes 141 amino acids.